Molecule: messenger RNA, 2167 nt
Organism: Colias croceus (clouded yellow)
Lineage: Eukaryota; Metazoa; Arthropoda; Insecta; Lepidoptera; Pieridae
Product: succinate dehydrogenase [ubiquinone] flavoprotein subunit, mitochondrial-like
Exons: 13
Coding region: 1-1914 (637 amino acids)
Biological process (GO): mitochondrial electron transport, succinate to ubiquinone; tricarboxylic acid cycle
Molecular function (GO): succinate dehydrogenase (quinone) activity; electron transfer activity; flavin adenine dinucleotide binding
Source: RefSeq, a predicted model, not a curated record
AUGUUAUCUUCGAAAUAUUGCUUCGCUGUAACCAAAAAACUCAUCAAAAGGGGAACGAUUUUAAAAGUAUGUUCCAGGCCGGGGAGCUACAGCAUCAGCCACCACACGUACGACUGCCUCGUCAUCGGGGCGGGCGGCGCUGGUCUGCGGGCGGCGAUAUCCCUUGCUGAACAGAAGUUCUCUGUGGCGCUCGUCUCCAAGCUGUUUCCAACUAGAUCUCAUACAAUCGCUGCUCAGGGCGGCAUGAACGCAUCUAUAGGCAGUAUGCAUGAAGAUGACUGGAGAUGGCACUUUUAUGAUACGGUUAAAGGAUCUGACUGGCUUGGAGAUCAGGAUUCGAUUCAACACUUAACCCGAGACGCGCCGAACUGCGUAUACGAACUAGAAAAUAUGGGUAUGCCGUUCUCCAGGACUCAAGAUGGGAAGAUUUACCAGCGGUCCUUUGGCGGGGGAACAAAGAUGCAAGGCAAGGAGAUCGCUAAACGCACCUGCUGUGUUGCUGACCGCACCGGUCACGCGUUACUCCACACGUUGUACGGAUAUAGCACGAAGUUUAAGAACAUCAAGUUGUUUACGGAGUUUUUCGUACUGGACCUUCUUGUGCAGGGCGGCGCGGUGGUCGGCGCAUUAGCUUUGGAUAUGGACGAUACUAGUUUACAUAGGUUCCAAGCCAAAAACACGGUGAUUGCGACCGGCGGGUACCCCAGGAUGUAUUUCUCGUGCACAGCGGCUCACACGUGCACCGGCGAUGGCUGCUCAAUGCUCACCAGGAUCGGAUACCCGCUGCAGGAUAUGGAGUUCAUACAAUUCCAUCCUACUGGUAUGUAUGGGUCCGGGUGUCUCAUGACGGAAGGUUGUCGCGGCGAAGGCGGCUACUUGGUGAACAGUGAGGGUCAGAGAUUUAUGGAGAAGUAUGCGCCCAAAGCCAAGGAUCUUGCUAGUCGAGAUGUUGUCUCUCGGUCUAUUGCUACGGAGAUUCGACAAGGAAGAGGAGUAGGUCCAAAGAAGGACCACAUGUAUCUCCAGUUACAUCAUCUACCAGCUGAAGUGAUCAGGGACCGUCUGCCCGGUAUAUCGGAGACGGCCUACACCUUCACGGGAGCUGAUGUUUACACUCAACCCGUACCAAUUAUACCCACAGUACAUUAUACAAUGGGUGGCAUUGCAAUUAACUAUAAGGGAGAGGCUAUUAUAAACAAGAACGGAGUGGACGAAGUGAUACCAGGUCUUCAUUCAGCCGGCGAAGCGGUCAGUAACUGUCAUGGGGCCAAUCGUCUCGGCGCAAAUUCCAUUUUAGACACCGUGGUCUUUGGGAAGGCGGUCGGCGUGAACAUUGGCAAGAUAGCUAAGCCCGGGGAAAAACAGCCGACGCUGAAUGAUAACAUUUGCGACGCGUCAAUUGAUAACUUCGAGAAGGUCCGCAACAGCAGCGGCAGCGUGAUGCCGCACGAGCUGCGCCUCAACAUGCGGCAAACUAUGCAGAACAAGUGCGGCGUCUUCAGGGAGGCGAAACUGUUGGAUGAAGCGCAAAAAGAAAUAUCUCAAUGGUACGAUGCCUUCAAGGACAUCAAGGUGCUAGACCGCAAGCCGAACUUCAACACCGACCUGAUCGAGACCCUGGAGCUGCAGAACAUGUUGCAAGCGGCUGUGCAGGUGGUGGCCUGUGCGAGGAACCGAACGGAGAGCCGUGGUGCACACUUCAGGGAUGACUUCCCGAAGCGGGAGGAUGAAAUGGAUUAUAGCAAGCCUACUACGGAUCAGAAACCAAAGCCAAUAGAACAACACUGGCGCAAGCAUAGUCUAUCGACUGUCGACUUGGCAACGGGGAAAGUGACCAUCUCCUACCGACCGGUCAUUGACAAGACUCUUGAUGACGAAGUGCAAACCAUUCCACCAGUGCCGAGAGUAUACUAGUCGUCGUACAUUUUACUAGUCGUCGAAUUUUCUACUGGUCGUUGAACAUUCUAGAACGAAAUUGGAUUCGAUUGUUCUAGAACAAGUUGAAACGUCUCGAAUGUUCGAGAAGGAUUGGAACAAUAUUUUUUAGCGAUUUUCACGUUUGGUAUAAUAUGGAAGUCUAUAUUGAUGAUAAAAUAUGUUAAAUAAGGUUAAAUCAUGCUUGCUCAGCGUAUUAAAUUAUAUGAUAUGUUGAUGUUUGCUUGACUGU